Molecule: messenger RNA, 378 nt
Organism: Endocarpon pusillum Z07020
Lineage: Eukaryota; Fungi; Ascomycota; Eurotiomycetes; Verrucariales; Verrucariaceae
Exons: 2
Coding region: 1-378 (125 amino acids)
Source: RefSeq, a predicted model, not a curated record
AUGGAUCUGGAUCCAGAGAAAGCACCAGCCAAGGGCUCAGGUGUUGCCGAUACGCAUGUAAAAGUAAAGCUCCUCCGAGCAGCUCUCCUUCCGGAUCGACGACCCCAGCACCAGGACUGGACUCUGCUCUCCGCCGGCUAUUCCUACCAGCACGCCACUGCCGACUUCGUCAACUCUUUCGCCCCUCUCCUCCGCGCGCAGGUCAUCAGCGUCUACGUGGACUCCCUCAGGCUCGUCUGGCAGAUCUCCAUCCUCAUCUCCUGCACCUCCUUCCUGCUCGUCUUCUUUGAGAAGCAGAUCAAGCUCCGCACCGAGCUCGAUACGGAAUACGGCGUCGAGGAGAAGAGAAAGAAACAGGCCCCUUCAGCCACCAGGUGA